Messenger RNA from Pomacea canaliculata, 1728 nucleotides. Its product is annotated as S-formylglutathione hydrolase-like. Gene Ontology annotation, cellular component: cytosol. The record is from RefSeq and is a predicted model, not a curated record. NCBI's taxonomy places the organism in Eukaryota, Metazoa, Mollusca, Gastropoda, Architaenioglossa, Ampullariidae. Gene Ontology annotation, biological process: formaldehyde catabolic process. Gene Ontology annotation, molecular function: S-formylglutathione hydrolase activity.
UCCGGUGUUCUGCACUUCGCCCUGCCAUUUGCCGUCUGUUCGCUGUGCACACCUACAGGAUCACGUUCGAUUAUUUUGUUUGUUAACUUGCAGAAGUGCAGGCAAUAUGGCUAACUUGCAAGAAGUUUCCAGCAACAAAAUUUUUGGUGGAUAUCAAAAGGUUUACAGCCACGAAAGUACUGAGCUGAAAUGUGUCAUGAGGUUUGCAGUCUACCUGCCACCUGCUGCAGAAACUGGGAAGGUUCCUGUACUUUACUGGCUGUCAGGAUUAACUUGCACAGAGCAGAACUUCAUCACCAAAGCAGGAGUGCAGAAAUAUGCUUCAGAACUUGGACUCAUCAUUGUGGCCCCAGAUACUAGCCCACGUGGUAUCGGGAUCCAGGGAGAAGAUGACAGUUAUGACUUUGGCACUGGUGCAGGCUUUUAUGUUGAUGCCACACAAGACAAGUGGAAAAACAACUACAGGAUGUAUUCCUAUGUCACACGUGAGCUGCCAAAACUGAUCAGUACUAACUUCCCCACAAUUCCUGACAGACAGUCAAUAUUUGGACACAGCAUGGGUGGUCAUGGUGCUUUGAUUCUGGCUCUUAAGAACCCUGGAAUGUUUCGCUCUGUGAGUGCAUUUGCUCCAAUCUGCAAUCCUAUCAAAUGUCCUUGGGGUCAGAAGGCAUUCACAGGUUACCUGGGCACUGACACUCAGAUGUGGGAGCAAUAUGAUGCAACGUCUUUGAUUGCUAAAUACAGUGGUCCAUCCCUGGAGCUGUUUGUUGAUCAGGGUAAAGAAGACAAUUUUCUAUCAGAUGGUCAACUUCUGCCUGACAGACUGAUGGAGGCCUGCACAGUCAACAAGGUUCCCAUUAUUCUUCGCAUGCAAGAGGGAUAUGACCACAGCUAUUAUUUUAUUGCCACUUUCAUUGAAGACCAUGUUCGUCAUCAUGCCAAAUUUCUCAAGGUUUAAGACUUUUUGCAGAUUGAAGACUGACUUACCUGCUAUUUUUUCUAAGCUUCCCGGACAGAACCACCUGCAACUUUUAAAGGGCUCACAGCGUUUUAAGGUUCAGAUUUUCUAAUAUAUCAUGAGAAGGAAAUAAUUGAAAUUUAAACAAUGUGUGCAUGAGUUAUUGAAUAUAAGUAAGUGGAAAUCCUUAAGGUGCAGUGUGAUUAGAGUGAGAGUAAAUAUAUUUUUGUUUUUAGAGAAAAAUGUCAAACUGGUCAUAAAUUAUUUGUGGCUGACAAAUUUAUGUUUACACGACCAGCAUAAAUAUUACAGGUCUGUUUUACAGCUUUCCUAAAGGGUAAUUGUCCUUAGUGUGUUGGUCGUGUGUGUGUGUUGGGUGUACUGUAAUUAUAAUUAGAGUUGAGAUCAGCCAAUUAGUGUUCAGGCAGUAUGUCAGAGCUUACAAGCAUAACUCUCAGUAGAGUGAUGUGGCGACAAGGAAAGCUGGUAUAAUUAGAUAUCAUUAUUAUAUAGAAAGCUCUGAUAAUGUUAAAUGCACUGUUGUUGAAUUACAUUAUUUUCAUUUAGAUAAAUUGUUUUAUUACUGCUUAAAUGACUGCACACAUUGUCAUUUCUCAGUUUUAAUUAGUUUCACUACUAAAAUGUGAAAAUUGAAAUAUGAUUUUUAUGUGUGAUUCAGUGCAUAUGCUGCAAUAACAAUAAUACUUUAUAUCAUAAUGUGUCCAUUUGUUUGUGAGAGUAUAUGCGAAAAAUGUGUUAAAAAAAUAAAA